AUGUUUGUUUGGGUUCGGAUGGUCUGCAGGAAGUUGAGUAUGGUGGAGAAGCGGAUUAGAUCCGUGUUGGUGCUUUCGGUCACAGUAUCCCUUCUUUUCUAUUAUACGUUUGAGAAUGAGAUAGAUAUGUUGAAUUCGUAUGCAGAGACGGAGUUGCUGCCGCAGAUUAGCCGGGGGAAUGUGCAUGGGGGAGGUGGCGGUGAUGGGGUAUUGAAGGAUGAAGGGAUUGGCCGUGGCAUUGAGGAUGGGGCCAGUGAACUGAGUGAUGUGGAGACGGUGGUGCAGAAGAAUCGGUAUUUCCCGUUACUUUUGGAGCAUUGGGAGAUGUGGGAGUCGGAGGUAGCGAGACCUGCACUGCCGAAGCAGCUGAACUACUGGACGAUUCUGCCCAAGGUGUUUCUCAAGACGGGCGGUGGCGGGGUUAAGCAGGAUGAGGACCGGACGCUUGUGUCGCGGGGAGUGGUGCAGGCGGACCAUGAUGGGGCAGGGACGGGUGAGGACAAGAUGAAGCUGGCAGCGAUAAAGGCCGUGUUUGACAAAGAUUGGGAGCUGUAUAAGCAGUCUGCAUGGGGCCACGAUUAUGUACGGCCUCUGUCGCGGGCGGCUACGGAUAGCACGCAUUUUGCAACCACGAUGAUUCUGUCGCUUGAGGCACAUUACCUAAUGGGCGCGCAGGAUGAGGUGUCACAUAUUCUAGAGUAUCUUUCGACGUUCAACUUUGAGCUGGGGGGGUUGCCUGCCCAGUGGAAGGCAACCACAGAUCCCACACUGGGCGCUCUGCUGGGUGCCUACGAGCUAAUACAGAACCCGAUCCUGUUAGAGAAAGCGGAGGAGCUGGCCAAUAUAAUCAUACAUGCAUUUGAUACACCUCCAUUUGUUCCCCUGGUGCCAUUCGACGUCCACUCACCAUUAAGAAACCGGUACCCUUAUCGCAGAAGUGCUGUGGCAGAAUUAGCUGGGGUGAGCGUUGAAUUCACUCGGCUCACUCAGCUAACAAAAAACCCAAAAUACUUCAAUGCUGUCUAUAAUAUGUACUCCAUGGCCCGUAACUCCAACGGUCAUUUUGACCUUCCUGGCCUUAUAACAGACUUUGUGGAUCCUAGUGGUUGUGAACUUGCUACUAUUGGUGAUGACAACGCAGCUGCCGCGGGUAUGAAGACUAUAUACAAUGGCAAAUACGUCAAUUGCCUUUCUGUCAACGCAUUCCAAUACCCUGCAGGGACUCACAACACUGGGGCCGAUAAUGCCGUCUCAGAUGCCGCAUGGGUUCACGAAAAUCGCGUAGAAUAUUAUUCCUGGGAUGGGCUGGAAGCUUGGUACAGAAGCUUGCUGGAAAUGUCUCAAUUGAUAGUGGAUCCAGAAUUUUCGGAGAAAUUUGGCAAAAUGUUCACAGACGCUAUGAAUGCCAUAAUCAAAUACAUGCUUUUUGAACCAGCUCUCCCAAAACCCAACAGUAGCGAGAAGACCCCUCAGAGUCAAAUCAGGCUGUUGAGUUCCGUGAGAACAUGGUCUCACGACGAAGUACUGGAGCACUCGAAUAUUGUCAAAGUAAUGCGGCAGUUUGAUAUGUCCUCCAAAAGUUGUUCCUUUCCUGGAAUGUUAGCUCUAGCUUCCAAAGUCUUUCCAGAGUUUGAAACUCAAUACAUCACCGCGGCAAAAGAAGUGCUGGAAGGGUGUUUCCGGAUCCACGAUAUCCUCGGCGUCAUCCCGUCCAGCCUUCAUUUGGAUGUGUGCCCAGAGCCUGGCUGCUUCUUUGAUAGCGAUGCUAAACGUCAAAAAAUAAAAGACGGAUACUACAAUGAAAACAAUGGGAAAAAGGCAAUAGUUGACGGUAUCAAAAUAACGCAGAGUUCCAAAGAUAGGCUGCAGGAUGACGAUUCUGAGGAAGAGCAACAAGAGGCACAAUACGUCUUUGUGGAUGGGGCACUGCCAUAUACACUGAACCUAGAGUCUUGGGACGAAAACCGUCCUCUUUUCAUAAAUGCCUGGAAUAAUACGUACAACCUCGACAGCAAUCUAGUAGAAAGCUUAUUCUACAUGUACCGCAUCACCGGAGAUUCCUCAUGGAGACAGGUCUCCUGGAGCCUGUGGGAAUCGACAAUGAACAAACUAACAGAACAUAGCGCUAAAGGUUAUAAAGAAUUAAAAACGUCGACUUACGAAGAUGUCUUCCUAGAUACCCGAGCAGAUCAAAUGCCCCCAGAAUGGUUUUCAAAAACAUUAAAGUACUACUAUCUGAUGUUCAGUAACGAGUCUCAGGUUGCAAACUUAAAUGAAUGGAUCAUCUCUUCUAAAGGAAAUAUGUUUCACAAACCCACGUAA
Messenger RNA from Eremothecium cymbalariae DBVPG#7215, 2322 nucleotides. RefSeq names its product putative mannosidase MNL2 (gene MNL2). Bases 1 to 2322 code for a protein of 773 amino acids. Gene Ontology annotation, cellular component: Golgi membrane; endoplasmic reticulum. The record is from RefSeq and is a predicted model, not a curated record. NCBI's taxonomy places the organism in Eukaryota, Fungi, Ascomycota, Saccharomycetes, Saccharomycetales, Saccharomycetaceae. Gene Ontology annotation, biological process: carbohydrate metabolic process; N-glycan processing. Gene Ontology annotation, molecular function: mannosyl-oligosaccharide 1,2-alpha-mannosidase activity; calcium ion binding. The transcript has a single exon.